Messenger RNA from Lycium ferocissimum, 2798 nucleotides. RefSeq names its product probable galacturonosyltransferase 7. The transcript has 10 exons. The record is from RefSeq and is a predicted model, not a curated record. Gene Ontology annotation, molecular function: polygalacturonate 4-alpha-galacturonosyltransferase activity. Bases 202 to 2184 code for a protein of 660 amino acids. Lineage: Eukaryota; Viridiplantae; Streptophyta; Magnoliopsida; Solanales; Solanaceae.
GGGGACUAUACUGCCAUACACAUCCAAAAAAGCUACAAAAAUAGUUAGCAACCAUCAGAUCUUUCCGCUUUUGUUAUUAUUUUCACUUUUAUUUUUUUCCCCCGAAUCAGAUCGCUGCCCUGAGAGCGAUCUCAACUUACCCUCCCACCGGACAAACAGGUUACCGGUCACACACACACAUUGCAAAGGUGGAGAAGGCAAAUGAAGAGUGUUGGUAUAGGAAGUGCUUUACCGGUUAAGAGACGAUGGAAAGGUUUUGUAAUUGCUGUGUUAGGUCUUGUUUUUCUCUCAUUGCUUGUCCCUUUGGUGUUUCUCCUUGGCCUUCAUAACGGUUUUCACUCUUCAGGAUAUACAACAACACAACAAAGUUCAGCAUCAGGUGGACUUAGAAUCUACGGUCGACAUAAUACUGUUGGGAAUCAGUCGAAGGGUGAUGAAUCAAAACAUGUGGAUGACCUAAUGAGAAGAUUGGAACCAACUUUUCCCAAGGAUUUUGGGGGAAAUGUUAUUGUCGGGGAAGCGGAGAACAGGACUGCUGGCUCUACUUUGUUGGAUGAAUUGCCCAAAGAGCGCUUAGGAGCAAAUAGUACAGAUGUUAGUCACUUCACAAAUAAAAAGCCGAGCACAGAUGUUGGUGACUCCACAAAAAUAAAGCAGAGCACAGAUGUUGGUGUGUCCACAAAAAUAAAGCAGAACACAGAUGUUGGUGACUUCACAAAUAGAAGGCAUAGCACAGACGUUGGUGCUACGCAUGCUGCCACUGAGAAUAUCAAAGGCAUUGAUGAGGGUGAGAAAUUAUGUGAGCUAAAAUUUGGGAGUUACUGUUUAUGGCGUCGCAAUCAUAAGGAAAAAGUGAAUGAUUUCACUGUGAGAAAGAUGAAAGACUUGUUGUACGUGGCUCGGGCUUAUUAUCCUAGCAUCGCGAAGCUUCCGGCUCUUGACAAGCUGUCACAGGAAAUGAAGCAAAACAUUCAAGAGUUUGAGCGGGUGCUUAGUGUAACUACGGUGGACAAAGAUCUUCCUUCUCUGAUUGAUCCGAAGCUAACUAAGAUGGAAGCUGUAAUUGCUCAAGCAAAGGCAUGCCGUGUAGAUUGCAGUAAUGUAGACAAGAAAUUCAGACAACUGGUUGAUCUAACUGAAGAUGAGGCUACUUUCCAUAUGAGACAGAGUGCCUUCCUCUACCAACUAGCAGUUCAAACCAUGCCCAAGAGUCAUCAUUGCCUGUCAAUGCGACUAACUGUAGAGUAUUUUAGAGACCCUCCACCUGAUAUUGAUCAGUUAUUGGUAGAGAGACAUUUGAAUCCAGAUCUUCACCACUUUGUUAUAUUCUCCAGCAAUGUGCUGGCAUCAUCUGCCGUAAUUAACUCCUCUGUAACGCAUGCAAAAGAAAGUGAGAAUCAAGUAUUUCAUGUGGUAACAGAUAGACAGAAUUACUUUGCCAUGAAGUUAUGGUUCUCGAGGAUUAAGUAUAUGGAGGCCACAGUUGAGGUGUUGAAUAUUGAAGAUCUUAAGUUGGAGAACAAUAAGGUAUCAGCAUCAACUCGUCUUUCCCUGCCUGAAGAAUAUCGCGUCUCCUUCCACAAGGUUGAUAGACCGCCUACAACAGAAUACCUAUCUGUUUUUUCACAUUCCCAUUAUCUUCUUCCUGAGAUAUUCCCUAGUUUGAAGAAAGUUGUUGUCUUGGAUGAUGACAUUAUUGUGCAAAGAGACUUGUCUGUCUUAUGGGGCAUCAAUAUGGAUGGGAAAGUGAAUGGCGCAGUUCAGUGCUGCUCAGUUCGGCUGAUUCAGCUGCGGAAACUUUUUGCUGACAAGAAGUUGGAUGAAACAUCUUGUGCUUGGAUGUCUGGAUUAAAUGUUAUUGAUCUAGCGAGGUGGAGGGAACAAGAUAUUUCCGGAAGAUACCUAAAGCUGGUAACGGAGAUGAAUUCAGAAGAGGCUGUUGCAUUGCGCGCAAGCUUGCUUACUUUUCAGGAUGAAAUUUACGCUCUUGAUGAUAAGUGGUUAUUAUCAGGACUGGGUCAUAAAUAUGGAGUGGAUACUGAAGCUGUGAAGAAAGCGAGAGUACUGCAUUUUAAUGGUAACAUGAAACCUUGGCUUGAGUUGGGCAUCCGCGAUUAUACAGUUUUUUGGCGGAAGUUCCUAAACCAGGAGAAUCCGUUUUUAAGUGAUUGCAAUAUUAACUAGUACAGUAUGGGCUAAUACCUGCAUUUGCUGCUGAAGUUUCAUGAGGUUAUGGGUGAUGAAGUUUGCACAAGUUUCCUGUUUGUGAUCUUGUGUAGAACCGUAUCUGAGGUAGGGGGACUGCGUAUAAUUUGGUGUGGAUAUCUCUAUUGUUUGGUUAAUGAAGGAAAUUUGUUUAACCUCAAGGCAAUGCUAAAGUGAUGCAUAAUACUUGUCAAUGAUGGAUUGCUAUACACCUUCAUCGGCUAAUUUUUGUUGGAGCUGUUAAGGAUAUAGUUUAUGAGGAGAUUACCCGAAAUCAUCUCUGAAGAGCUGGAUAUGAAUCUUGUAAAAAAUGCAUACCUUGGGUUAAAUAUAUGUCUACCGAAAUUGGACGACAAGUACUUGGACCCCUGCUUCACCUGUGAUGAGCAUCUCGGAUCCGCUGUGAUGUGUGAUUUUGCAAUUGACACGUUCAGUGAAUUCUUUCUUGUAGAAUUGGGUCUGUUUGAAUACAUUCUUUCUUAGCAUUGAUCAGGCAUCUCAAUGUUUUAAAGCUUUGCACUAGCUGCUGGAGAAUUGCCAUUGCUGCUAAAAUAUAUUUAGUGUUAACAUAAUAUAACAUUGUUUACCUUCUA